AUGGCUGAAUCUAGGGAUGAUCAAACCGACAAGGCUCACUAUGAUCCGCAGUGGAUUUCUUGGAAUGGAGGCUUUCUGCAUUCGAAUAAUGUCCUCUUCUACUUUGCAACCUCUCCAUUUUUUGACCAAGUGUCUGGGAACCAGUCAUUGCUGACUCAGUGGGUGGGCACUCCUAAUCAAAACGAUAUUCUCGGGACGCGACAGAAAUUUGAAUCCCAUCUCCGUCACCAAAGGGGAACUCAGUAUGUGGUUGAGCACGACCCACUGGAAUCCAAGGUCUUCAUCGAUGGACCGAAUGGCCGUGAGCCGUCAAAUGUAUGGGUCAUCCGCAAACAGCAUCGAGAGAACGACAGUGACAAUGGAGUUACACCCCUGGGAUACUACUAUAUUGUGAACGACGUGAUAUAUCAAGCACCGUCAAUUGCAAGUGUGCUGAACUAUCGGAUUCUCAACACUGUGUCAGCCUUGGACAAGGUCUUUACAGCACCAUCUGGUCUUUCUUUUUUCUCAGUGUCCCAUGGACAUACAUAUUACAAACCUGUCCAGAAAUCAACAAAACAGGCACUAGCAACCACCUCACAACAGAGCAAAGAAGACACGCCUCUGCCUGGGAUGCAACCCUCUGCGAGCGAUAAGGCUCCCACUACAACCACCGCGUCACAAACCCAAGCACAAGACGAUUUUGACAACAGUGCACGGACUCUGCGAGAGGCACUGCGGAUGACCCUACAGUACGGCAAAGAGUACAUGGAUGAUGUCCCGCUGGUGGGAGAGCCUGGGAAUUUCCGACUGAACAAGACGAAGGAAGGUGCGAAUAGCCUAUCCAAGAGCCAGGCAUCUGCCGCAGCAACAGUGACGCCGUGGCAAUCCCGAGCGCCUUCAGUCAUCCCAGCAUCUGCCGCUGGUGCCACAAGUACACCAAAUGUACCCAAGGGCACACUGGUGAGUGACAAGAAGGGUAAUUCUUCUACUCGAGGCAAACCGAAAAGAAGAAAGAGCAAAGCGGGCGACGUUAGUCCAUGA
Messenger RNA from Exophiala aquamarina CBS 119918, 1023 nucleotides. RefSeq lists its product as uncharacterized. Lineage: Eukaryota; Fungi; Ascomycota; Eurotiomycetes; Chaetothyriales; Herpotrichiellaceae. The record is from RefSeq and is a predicted model, not a curated record. Gene Ontology annotation, cellular component: core mediator complex; mediator complex. Bases 1 to 1023 code for a protein of 340 amino acids. The transcript has 2 exons. Gene Ontology annotation, biological process: regulation of transcription by RNA polymerase II. Gene Ontology annotation, molecular function: transcription coactivator activity.